Labrus bergylta (ballan wrasse) is the source of this 2066-nucleotide messenger RNA. It is a transcript of the gene sox1b, whose product is annotated as SRY-box transcription factor 1b. Gene Ontology annotation, biological process: anatomical structure morphogenesis; cell differentiation; regulation of DNA-templated transcription. Lineage: Eukaryota; Metazoa; Chordata; Actinopteri; Labriformes; Labridae. Gene Ontology annotation, molecular function: RNA polymerase II cis-regulatory region sequence-specific DNA binding; DNA-binding transcription factor activity, RNA polymerase II-specific. The record is from RefSeq and is a predicted model, not a curated record.
UCACGUCUGCGCUCGAGCCUCUCCAUUGGCCGUCUCGCGCUCAUUUAGCUGCUGUCAGAGCGCGCGGUCCCGGGCACGCUCCGGUAACUUUUCCCAGUUCAGCUUCAACCAAAGUAAAGCUCCAACAAACCAGUUCAGCUUGAACCAGUAAAGCUUCUCUUCUGGCCGCUCGUGGAUGACAGGAACAAAAAAAAAAAAGAGGAACUUUAUACCUGAGAGGAUUUUUUUCAGCGCAGCACCUUUUCAUCGUUUCUUCUUCUCGUCUUCUCGGAGGAUCAGUCUGAAUGUUUCUGCGUAUCUGACUCCAACACAGCGAGGUGAAUGUACAGCAUCAUGAUGGAGACGGACUUGCAUUCCCCCGUGGUGCCCCAGACCAACCCGGCCAACCCGGGGGGGCACACGGGAGGAGGAGGAGGCGGCGGCGGGGGGAAAGUCCCCCAGGACAGAAUCAAGAGACCCAUGAACGCCUUCAUGGUGUGGUCCCGGGGCCAGCGGAGGAAGAUGGCGCAGGAGAACCCCAAAAUGCACAACUCGGAGAUCAGCAAGAGGCUGGGCGCGGAGUGGAAGGUGAUGACGGAGGCCGAGAAGAGGCCGUUCAUCGACGAGGCGAAGCGGCUCCGGGCCAUGCACAUGAAGGAGCACCCGGACUACAAGUACCGGCCGCGGAGGAAGACCAAGACGCUCCUCAAGAAGGACAAGUACUCUCUGGCCGGGGGGCUCCUCGGCUCCACGGGGAUGGGUGGAGGGCAGCGGCUGGACAGCCCGGGAGGAGGGCACGCGGGGGCAAACUCCGGCUACGCCACGCACGUGAACGGCUGGGCGAACGGCACGUACUCGGGGCAGGUGGCUGCGGCGGCGGCGGCGGCUCACGCCAUGAUGCAGGAGGCGCAGCUGGCGUACACGCAACACCCGGGCUCCGGUGCGCACCCGCACCACCCGCACGCCCACCACCACCCUCACCACCACCCGCACAACCCGCAGCCCGUGCACAGGUACGACAUGAGCGCCUUAUCGUACAGCCCCAUCUCAAACUCUCAGAGCUACAUGAGCGCGUCCCCGCCGGGCUACGGAGGCAUCACCGGCUACACCCACCAGCACCAGAGCUCCGGGGUGUCUCCGGUGUCCGGGGCCCUCGGGGGGACUUUGGGCUCCCUCGUGAAGUCUGAGCCGAGCGUGAGCCCCCCGGUGUCUGCAGCGCGCGGCCCGCCGUGCCCAGCGGGGGACCUGCGGGACAUGAUCAGCAUGUACCUGCCGACCGGAGAGGUGGCGGGGGACUCGAGCGUUCACAGCAGACUGCACGUGCUCCACCCGCAGCACUACGCGAGCAGCGGCUCAGCUCCGGUAAACGGGACGGUCCCCCUCACUCAUAUUUAAUGUCUCCGUGUUAAAGCACCAAAACAACCAAAUAUUGACGCGUAGUUUGGCACAGGCUGCUGCUGAGGAAGGUGAAGAAUUGUAAAUUACGAGGCGCUUAGAGCCAUAAAUGCAAUCACUUUGAUCAAACUUCUUUUUUAUUUUGAAUCUAUAUUUUAAUUUCACUCUCAUGAUGGAUUUCUGUCUGUCCCACUUACACACACACUGCUCUCUGGAACAGGGCAUGCCAACUUUUGACACGAUUUUAAAUUAUAAUCCGUGAAGGCUGGUGCGUUUUUUUUAAAGGUUAAUUUUUUUUCCGACUUUUUUCAGUGGAAUUAAAGGCACCAGCUGUGUGAGCGUAUAAUAGACGCGGUGUGGAGGAUGUGUUUAGACCGAGUUGAAGGCUGCGGGUUGAAUUGAUUUCCACUUUUUAAUGCUUGUAAAACAUGUGAGUCAGUCGUUGUAAUUUGAAUUUGUUUCUGUUGUUGUACAAUCUUGUAAAUUGUGAAUAAAUAGGCCUACUGAAAACGCCUGAUGAAAUGGUAUAAUUUACAGAAACAGCUCGGGAAACACGACGUUUAAGGUUUUUAUUUCACCCUCAGAAUCAUUUCAAAAGCUGCUUUUCUCACCUCUCUAAAGUCAACUUUUUAUCACCUGUACUGUCGUGUGCCUCACUCUGUUUCUGCUGCUUCAAUAAAGCUUUAAAUAUA